AUGGCAUCUUGUCUGAAUAUCUUCCUUUUCUCCUUCCUCUCUAUUCUACUCAUUUCAAAUUCACAGAUAUCUAAUCCCGUUAACGGCGUCGUAUUCCCUGUUACUCGUGACGUACAUACCGGUCAAUACAUCGCACAGAUUCACCUCGGCGACUCUUCGGAGCCCGUUAACCUCGUUGUUGAUCUCUCCGGUUCGCUCCUAUGGUUCGACUGUUCCUCGGGACAUGUUUCCUCUUCUCGGAGUUUUCUCUCCGGUAGCUCUAGCGGCUGCCUCAAGGUUGGGAACGAGCGAGUAUCCUCGCGUAACGCGGAUUGCGAUUUGCUUGUGAGAAACGGCGCCGUUGGUAUCUCCGCGGGAGGUGAGCUCGCAAGAGACGUCUUGUCAUUCGGAUCUGUUUCCUCUCCAGGAACCGUUGAUCUCCUCUUCGCUUGUGCUCCUCCGUCGCUGUUACGUGGGCUCGCUAGUGGGGCUCAAGGAGUAAUGGGCUUAGGAAAGGCCCAGAUCUCUCUUCCCUCGCAACUCGCCGCGGAAACUAACGAACGUCGUCGUUUGACGCUUUACCUGUCGCCGUCUAACGGUGUCGUUUCUACGAGUUCGGUUGAAGAUGUUUUCGGAGUCCCCGCGUCUAGAUCGCUGGUCUACACGCCUUUGUUAAGCGGUUCGAGUGGUAAUUACGUGAUUAACGUGAAAUCAAUCAGAGUCAACGGGGAAAAGCUCUCCGUGGACGGUCCGUUAUCUGCGGAGCUAAGCACGGUGGUCCCUUACACGAUGCUUGAGAGCUCCAUUUACGCAGUGUUUUCAGAAGCCUAUAGUAAAGCUGUAACUAAAACAGUUGCUCCCGUAGCACCGUUCAGUCUCUGCUUCACGUCUUCGAGCGAGGAAGAUUUUCCGGCGGUUGAUCUGUCGUUGCAGAGUGAGAUGGUUAGGUGGAGGAUUCAGGGGAGGAAUCUUGUGGUGGAUGUUGGUGGUGGAGUCCGAUGCUUAGGGAUUGUUGACGGCGGGUCGAACCAGGUCAGCCCGAUUAUAAUGGGUGGGCUACAACUAGAAGGCUUUGUGUUGGACUUUGAUUUGGGUAACUCGAUGUUGGGAUUCGGACAAAGAACGCACUCCACUUCAGAUUCCUUACAACCAGAAGCUUUGUAG
Molecule: messenger RNA, 1143 nt
Organism: Eruca vesicaria subsp. sativa (arugula)
Lineage: Eukaryota; Viridiplantae; Streptophyta; Magnoliopsida; Brassicales; Brassicaceae
Source: the annotation of a GenBank genome assembly